This is a messenger RNA of Lytechinus pictus (painted urchin), 6330 nucleotides long. Its product is annotated as nucleolar and coiled-body phosphoprotein 1-like. The record is from RefSeq and is a predicted model, not a curated record. The coding region runs from base 470 to 2014 and encodes 514 amino acids. Lineage: Eukaryota; Metazoa; Echinodermata; Echinoidea; Temnopleuroida; Toxopneustidae. The transcript has 4 exons.
UUAGUUUUUCUCAUUUGUUCAUUUUCUGCAGGCUACGCCGAGGCUGGAGUACCCUCAUUCGUUAAUUAUAUCUUCAAGUGUUCGUCCAUGCCGUUUUUCAAGACUGGUUUUUCGGCUCAGGUUAUUGGCUAAAUUUAACGAUAGGUUACGGCAAACUUCUUCGAAAUUAGCACUUGACAAUCAGAAGCGUGUGUAUCCGGCUACCUAUAUCGUCACCGUCAACACUCGAUAUUAUCACUUACUCUAAAGGCCAGAGAAGAGUGGAUGUUACGGACUGCAGAAGCGGGCAAUCAAUCAAAUGGCAUUAGAACAUUGGGGUGAGCAAGAUCACACAGAAAUACUCUGACAGUAGAUUCAAAAGCGAAAAUUCAUCGUAACCUCCUCAAAAGGGAGAGUCCCAAGAUCGUAAGGGAUCACACAAAAUCACACCAGACUUCCCCCAUUAAGUGCCUACAGUUCAAGUAAAACUAUGACGUCACAAGAAUCGUGUUCAAGUGAUGUUGGCAGCAUGCCAACUGCAUCAUCAGACCAGGAGACAUCGCAAGGAGUGCAGUCUUUGAAGGCACUGUCUCUUAACGGUCUUAACCAACAGCUAUCUCAUUCCGCAAGUGCUUCUGAAGAGUCACAGUCGAUGCCUUCGGGUUUUAAAGGACGCCCUCAUCCCGUCCUCUCAUGGGGUGAAGUAACGGAGAUACCAAACGGUGCAGCGGCCAAAUCACAUGAGUAUGUGAAACAUCCUAUAGCAGGGUCAUCAAGUAGUAGUGAACCAUGGCAGGUCAGGUCAACACAGAAUCCAUCAAGGCCUUUGGUUAGAAGACCUACUCCAAUGGCUAUUCGAGUGCCUAAAUCUGUACUUGACAAGGCAUCAAAGAAAAUGAUGGCCGCAUCAUUCGAGGAAGACGAGGAAGAGCGUGUUGUUGACGGAGAUCAAAGUCCUGUACCAGUGUCACUAAAGCAAGGAACCACUGCUGACGUCCUCGUCAUUGAAGACAUCGAGAGCAGUGACGCUGAUACCCCGUCGCCAAGAAUAUCAGGCUCGAAAGAUCUUCAUAUCGGCUUGGCAGAUGAUGGCCAUACCAACGAGUUGAGUACUGACACUGGUAGCCCAACGAUCGUCGUCCGGACAGACGUAGGUGAGGAGAUCUCGCACGAAGAUGCGGAGAAGCUAGCAGAUGCAGACGAGGGUGGGGAUGAGAAUGACGAAGAGGAGGAUGAUUUCAACGCCGAGGACAAGCAUUUCCUUUCGCCAACAGUAUCAAAGUCUUUCACGAAGAGUCCUGAACCGGAACCAAGUAACUCUCGGGUUCAGACUGUUCCCCAUCACCCACGCAAGUUUGUCCGCAGACAGACGCCAAUCAAAUUGGAUGUACCCAAGAAUCUAAAAGAUAUCAUGGCAGAGAAAUCAAGUGAAGGUAUUAUGGAGGAAGAGGAGGAGGAGGAGGAGGAGGAAACGGAAGAGAGAAAACCUAGCGAGUGUGGACAACAGAAGUCAGAAGCAACAAGUGGUCAAGUGGAUGACAAUCAGUCAUCAACGGAAAAACUGUCAUCUUCGUCUGAUGAAACCGAAAACGCAGCCAAUGCCAGCAGUGGUGCGGUAACUGAAGAGAACACCAAAAACGACGUUGCUGAAGUGGAUGUGUCAGGUCGACCAGAUAUCAUCACCUCUGUGAACUGCAAUAACAACAAUCGUGAAGCAUCUUCGUUGGACCUUGUGGGGGGAGCGAAUGGCACAGUCAAGUCCAAUGCCGGAAGAAACAUCCAGGAUGGUCCGAAGGAUAUGGGUUCGCCUACCCUUCAAAGACAAUCACUCUUCAAGAAGUCGGCUUACUCAGGUAACAAAGACGGCAGUGGGAGCCCUUCUUCGGCCAGGAGGAAAGUAUCGCCACAUCAUACCAAGAUCUUGAAGCGACAACUGACUCCGUUAGAGGUGGAUCUACCCAAACACAUCAUUUCAGAAGCUAUGAAGAAAACAUCUGACUCAUUCUUAGAGGAAGAGGAGGAAGACGAGAGCUGAACUGAAAAUUUUUAGACUCGAAUGAAUAAUUAUUUUGAUCACGUUUCUUCCAAGCGAGAUGGAACCUCGGAAGCAGAGGCUUUGACUGAAUCGAAAAGUGACGAUUUCAUUCGGUUUCAGAGAUCAUGACCUACCACCAGCAUUAUACUGAUCAACUCGCCAUACAUUACACCAUGGUUCACUUUUGGUGAUACUUAUACCCAUCCUACAAGAGAGUCACUAGAGACUGAAUCGGUAGAAAUGUGGUAGGAAUGAAAAAUCCUCGUUUUUUUUUAUAUUCGUGGUGAAUUCCAAAUACUUCGUAAAGCCACGGAACCUACUGAAUUCUCAGAGCAUUUAUAAAAAUAAUGUUCGGGUCCAUUCAAGCACUGCACGACUAUCUUUUGCUCGGUUAUUAAGAUGAACUUCAAGAAAAUCUCAACGGCUUUUUCAGAGCCUUCUUACUGUAAUAUGGAUGCACUUUUUUAUAUUCCUACAUUAUUCCAGCAUAUUAAACCAAUGAUUUGCAUGUAAGGGAAAACUGGGAUCAGGAACGUGCGAGCAUCUUUAAACUGAGGCCUAAUGAUGGGAGGUUGUUUUGUAUCAAGACGCACUUUGAUCAACAUUUAAGACAACUUCACUGGCUCGCUCUGGUUGAUUCGACUCAUAAAGGUGGAUAACUUCGACUAUAUCACAUAUUGAAUGGAUCAGUGUUUAGAGUCGUCGACGUGGUUUUCAGCCUUUCGGAUUGGUGCUACCUGAUUCACAUCUUCUAGGUGAAAUUAAUAAGGCCUAUGACCAUGAUGACAUGAAUGAAGCGAAUAAUAGGCCUGCAAUGUGGGUUUACUGAGCAAAGUACACGAAACGACAGGUUACAGUAUAAUAUUUGUCUAUACUGAAUGAAAGCUUUUUUAUGCAACGGACAUUUGCUCUCUCUUCAUUGCAUUAAACUUAUUUGCUGCUUUAUAGACAUUGCACUGCGAGAGAAGAUUAAUUGAUUUCUGCUUUCAAUUAAGAAAGAGUUUGUCGUCCAUUUACCUAAUUGCAAUGUGGGGGUAUGAGGCGCAGAUGUGAUCUUCUGUGAAGUCGUACAGUUAUCCCGCUUCGGAGAUCGCUAUCGCCAUGGAUGUAUAUCACAAAGACAUGCCGACAUUUUGCAAGAUCGUUUGUACAUUAAGCGCUCUGUCAAAGAUGUUUACAUUCUGUUAAGUUAUUCAAUUUAGGCCUGCAAGCCGAAGCGUUUUGUUUUAGCUGUCUUCAUUUCAACCACGUUGCACAUCACACGAGGACACUGCAUCAUAAGCUGUUUUAGUGUAUGUAAUGUAUAACAUUUUAAUUGUACUGUUCGGUUGAAUGCCAUAUUUCUGGUUGAUUUGAAGUAUUAUUCACACUUCGCCCUGCUAAAAAAGAACAUUGCCACUUAGUGCGUCCCAAAAUGUGACACCAUCUUCACAUGGUCAAAUAUGAACAUUUUAAAGCUGUGAAUAACAUUUUUCAUGUAGUUGUUCAUGAACAUAAACACUCAAAGUGCAGAGGUGUCCAUAGUGUGAACGUAUCAUCACACUGUUAGACUUGAAGGUUUUAACAGUGAGAAUCAUAUCUCUGCAUAGUCCACUAUGCUUGUGAGCACAUUAUGUAAACCCGUGUUCUUUUCAGUUGGGUGAUCUAUUCCACAAAUUCAUCUUCUAUUCGUGAAUGCAACACAAGAAUUAUUUAGGGUCUUACAAUGUUCGCAUUUAAAGGUGUAGUUCACCCUGCCAAAAAGAUUGUUGUAAAAAUAGCAGAAAAAAAAUCAUUAAAAAUAUUGCUGAAGGUUUGAAGAAAAUCCAAAGAAUUAAAAAGUAAAUAGAAUUUUGAUUAUUUGAUUUGUGACGUCAUAUGCGAGCAGCAUUCCUACAUAGUGAAUUGUAAAAAAAAAUCAAUGAAAUGUCAUUUUCUCAGAAAAUUGAAAGUAGUUAUUACCUGUACCUUUGUAUAUCAAUAGACAAAUCAUUUCACACCCGAUCUUAAAUAGAAAAUAAAAAUAAAUCAUCAGGAAUUGUUGGAAAAUGAAAUUCAUGCAUUUUGUAUUACAUAACAUAUGGGGAAGCUGCUCGUUUAUGAUGCCACAAAUCACGAACUUAAAAUUCUAAUAACUUUCUUAAUCUUUAACGGUUUUUCCUCAAACCUUCACCAAUAUUUCUUAUUAUUCUUUUUGCUAUUUUUAUCAAAAACUUUUCUUCAGGUGAACUUCCCUUUUAAAAUAGAAUCAUAUAUUAAUCGGUUGCUGACAUUUCGUUCUAUUACAAUACUUGAACCCCUCCAAAUAAUUUAGUAUUUGUCCUGAACAUCAUUCUCAAUGACUCCAUUUCAAGGGGUUGUUCGCCCUGAUUUUGCAUUGCUUUGAAUAAAGGGAUAAUACAAUGAGAGAAGUACUGUAUAUUACUGAAGGUUUGGUCCAAAUUCACCAAAGCAUAACAUAGAUCUGAUUUUCUCAAUUUGAAUUAUGUGAAGUCACUUAAAGAGCAACUCUCAUAUGUGUAAUGCAGAUGCUAAUAAGUGCCAUUUCCUCAUAAAAUUCAAGAUGACUUUACAUUGCAUUCCCUGUACAUCAACCUCAUGGUUAUCAUACAGGCUUCUACGAACAUUGUUCCAGUUGCCAUGAAUGAUUUUACAUGUGCAUCCAAUAGGGGGGACUAUACUUCACCAGACAAAUCAUAACUGAGAAUUUUAACAGUUUGAUUCGUAUGGUCACUUAUUCAACUAUUCCAGCACACUUGACAGUCGCACUGGAGGCAUCAACGGUGUGAAAUCAUCUUCAUACUGAAAAUUUAGCAUGGACUAUGGGAACCACACUUGAACACACUUUGCGACACUGCGCUCUUUCUAGCAGGGAUAUUAUAAUUCAAAAAAAAAAUAUUAUUUUCAGACAAAGUUCCCCUUUCCUUGAUCGUUCUCAUGUAACCAAGAUAUGAUAUGAUUCAUAAUGCACGGUUAAUAAAUGCAGUAGUCAUUUGAUGAUAUAGGCAUUAUAUCAGAGUACACUGGCACUUACGCGAACAAACCGCACCGAUGAAAAACAAAAUUAUCACGCUCAACUUGGCUCUUUAAAGAACGUCUACAUUGAAUUCGGACUCGUUAUUAUAAAGAACAAUUCAUUAUUUUCCAAUUAAUUUCCUUAUCUGGAUGCAUUUUUCCAGUUAUAUAUGCUGCAAAUGUUUAUGGAUUAGCAGUUUAAAGCUGUUUAAAUUGCCAAGAUUAGUUUCGACAUAAUUGCACUGUCCGAGACUCUUAAGUUGCUUCAAGAUUUGAUUGAUAUAUACAUGCGAAUAUUACUUCUAGUUUACUUCUGUUGGUUGACAAUUACUUGUAAAGAUGAUGUUAACGGUAAUAAAUGUCAAUCAAAAUGUUUAAUGACGAUGGUGGAAUAUAUCUUUCCAAAAAAUAUCUUGAUUAUUUUUUUUUCCAUUAUGUUAUAGCUUUCGGUUGAUAAGAGAUUUUAUACAUAAAGCGAUUCUUUUUGUCAACAAUAUUUUGAUUUUCGGGUCUUUAAUCGGUAAUAAGCAUUCAACCAUGGAUUAUAGACCACUCCUUUAGUUUUCGAUCUCAACGCUGCUAGAAUAUUAAAGUUUCGGUUUGUUAAAUGGUCUCCCAGUCGUGUUUGGAAUUACUAUUGAUAUCAAUGUCACUCAAUUGUAAUUUUCAUGUGGUUUUUCCAAUUAGGAAUAAAAGUUUCAUGCACGACGUAAAAGCGGGAAUUCCGUUACACAUUCAAUUACACAAUUACGAAAACAUGAUAUAAAUAUACUUGGAACGUAACAAUACAAAGUAAAACAGUGAUAAUGGUUAAGCCUUAAUUUUGAACAUGUACUUUAAGCUUACAAACCCCAGUUUCCUUCUACCGUAUAAGAUUGUUAUGGACAUUUCAAUUUGAUAAAGAAAGAUGAAUAAAAUGCUUGUCUUGGUAAGUACUUCUUACAAUAUGAAUAGGAAAAAAAUACCAAGAUUACACACAUUUUAUGGGUUGGCAAAUAAAUUUGUUUUCCUCAUCCGGAUAUAGGCGUACAAAUGUGUUUCUCCAUAUUUGGUGAAUUAAACCAUUAAAUUGUGUUGUAUUUGGUUACAAGCUAAGUCUGCAUAAGUGCAUUCGGAUCAUUUCUGACCGGUUUGAGCGUCAAAUUUGUCAAUCAUGAUAAAAGUACCCUCAUUUUUAAUUGCAACGCAUGUUUUUGUGAAGAUACAUUUACGAUAUGUUAAUUAUGUACAUUUCUUAAUAGGCCUAUGCUGUCUUAUUAUUGACAUCUUCCGUGAGUAAAAUAAAGAGUUUUGUAAAUCAAGUUUUAAUCUUGUUACUAAUA